AAGUAGACAGUAGAAUAUAAUUUCUAGAAGACUCAAGAUGUACAUCUUCGUAAAAUUUUACGUUAUUUUAUUUUCAUUUGUUUUAAAGUAAAAGAUGUUGCAUUGACGUAAUGUCUUAGUUAUAAAGGUAAACAUUUUUAUUUUUAAAAUUAUGAUACUACUUUAUGCAGUAUUUAGAACCAUUUUACUAAAGAAAGCCAUUUACCACCAUAGCAGAGAGUAUUAAAAUGUUAGUAAGUCCAAAUGGUUGUUUUGUUUUGUUUUUCUGGAGAAACUUCGAAUAGUGGUAACUAAAGGCACACAAUUUACUUGUAAUAAAGAACACUAAUGGGGAGGGUAGGAGUAAAUUAACUAGAACCUUAAUAAUGGGCUUUUCUAGUUCAAGGAAUCUUAUAAUUGUCCCUGAAGCUAGUUGUGAAGGAAGUUGUAAGAUGAAAUAUCUAGAUUUGUGUAGUAGUCAUUCCAGGAAAAAUGUUGCCUUCUGGCAAACUUUGGCACCUUUAUUAUGUAAAAUGCCUUUUUAAUGAUAAGCAAUACAGAUUGUCAAAAUAAUUUUGGAGAUAGAAGUCCAGUGCCUCCUGUUUACUCCAGAUUAAAUUAGCAAAUAAAAGUGAGCCUCUCCAGCGAGCACAGUGUUUGCUCUUUUGGGGAUAAAAUAGCCUUUUGGCCAAACUUUACACACUUAGGUAGUACUAGUUUGUUAAUCUUAAAAAGAUAUUCUCAUGAUUAGUCAGAAUUGAUGAAGUGUAUGGCAAUUUUCCUGAAAAUUACUGUGUUUUAAAGGAUUGAAAUGGAAAAGCAUAGGGAAUGUUUUUAUUAAAUCAAUACCAAAAUAUGCAGGUUGAAAUAUAACUUAGAUUACAUAAUUUCUGCAAAUGCUGUCGGCUCCAAACCAGUUUACUUUAUUGUCAGUCAACCCCAAAGAAUAUUAAUUUCUGUUUUUGGGAUUGCCUGUUUUGUACCAUCCAAGCUACUUGAAAAAUCUGAUUAGUCUGUGCCAAGACUACGGUAGGGUGACAGUGAAAAUAGCAUGCUUUGCCUCUGUUGAGGGGGACCGUAUGAAAAUAUAUCCUAUUUUCAAAAUGUUUCUGAAAAGACUUAUUUGUGGAAAUGUUCCUUGCUAUUUAAAACUCUUCAAAAAUGCAGGUUUUACAAAAUACAAAAAUAACCUCCUGAAAGUUUGAAAGGGGAGAGGGGGCUGUCGUGUGGGGGCGGUCUCUGCUGCCCACAUCCUCCCUCUGUUCAGUGCGUUGUGUGCUUACGGGUUCCCUGGAGCGGAUCACCAUAUAAUUGAUGUGCAGUCUGCAUUGCUGAAUCCUGGACUGCACCAUUCUGUGUUCAAGGGAAGAUGUAAUCUGAUCCCUCUGCUGCUGAGGGAGGAAUCUGUUCAGUCAAGGCUUUGACAGGGCAUAGUCUCCUCCAAUAAUCUUCUCCGUUCUCUCUCAUUAUUCCCUCGAGUUCUUCUCAGUCAAGCUGCAUGUAUGUAUGUGUGUCCCGAGAAGCGGUUUGUUACUGAGCUGCAUUUGCCUUUACUGUGGAGUUUUGUUGCCGGUUCUGCUCCCUAAUCUUCCUUUUCUGACGUGCCCGAGCAUGUCCACAUUAGAAUCUGUGACAUACCUACCUGAAAAAGGUUUAUAUUGUCAGAGACUGCCAAGCAGCCGGACACACGGGGGCACAGAAUCACUGAAGGGGAAAAAUACAGAAAAUAUGGGUUUCUACGGCACAUUAAAAAUGAUUUUUUACAAAAUGAAAAGAAAGUUGGACCAUGGUUCUGAGGUCCGCUCUUUUUCAUUGGGAAAGAAACCAUGCAAAGUCUCAGAAUAUACAAGUACCACUGGGCUUGUACCAUGUUCAGCAACACCAACAACUUUUGGGGACCUCAGAGCAGCCAAUGGCCAAGGGCAACAACGACGCCGAAUUACAUCUGUCCAGCCACCUACAGGCCUCCAGGAAUGGCUAAAAAUGUUUCAGAGCUGGAGUGGACCAGAGAAAUUGCUUGCUUUAGAUGAACUCAUUGAUAGUUGUGAACCAACACAAGUAAAACAUAUGAUGCAAGUGAUAGAACCCCAGUUUCAACGAGACUUCAUUUCAUUGCUCCCUAAAGAGUUGGCACUCUAUGUGCUUUCAUUCCUGGAACCCAAAGACCUGCUACAAGCGGCUCAGACGUGUCGCUACUGGAGAAUUUUGGCUGAAGACAACCUUCUCUGGAGAGAGAAAUGCAAAGAAGAGGGGAUUGAUGAACCAUUGCACAUCAAGAGAAGAAAAGUAAUAAAACCAGGUUUCAUACACAGUCCAUGGAAAAGUGCAUACAUCAGACAGCACAGAAUUGAUACUAACUGGAGGCGAGGAGAACUCAAAUCUCCUAAGGUGCUGAAAGGACAUGAUGAUCAUGUGAUCACAUGCUUACAGUUUUGUGGUAACCGAAUAGUUAGUGGUUCUGAUGACAACACUUUAAAAGUUUGGUCAGCAGUCACAGGCAAAUGUCUGAGAACAUUAGUGGGACAUACAGGUGGAGUAUGGUCAUCACAAAUGAGAGACAACAUCAUCAUUAGUGGAUCUACAGAUCGGACUCUGAAAGUGUGGAAUGCAGAGACUGGAGAAUGUAUACACACCUUAUAUGGGCAUACUUCCACUGUGCGUUGUAUGCAUCUUCAUGAAAAAAGAGUUGUUAGCGGUUCUCGAGAUGCCACUCUUAGGGUUUGGGAUAUUGAGACAGGCCAGUGUUUACAUGUUUUGAUGGGUCAUGUUGCAGCAGUCCGCUGUGUUCAAUAUGAUGGCAGGAGGGUUGUUAGUGGAGCAUAUGAUUUUAUGGUAAAGGUGUGGGAUCCAGAGACUGAAACCUGUCUACACACGUUGCAGGGGCAUACUAAUAGAGUCUAUUCAUUACAGUUUGAUGGUAUCCAUGUGGUGAGUGGAUCUCUUGAUACAUCAAUCCGCGUUUGGGAUGUGGAGACAGGGAAUUGCAUUCACACGUUAACAGGGCACCAGUCGUUAACAAGUGGAAUGGAACUCAAAGACAAUAUUCUUGUCUCUGGGAAUGCAGAUUCUACAGUUAAAAUCUGGGAUAUCAAAACAGGACAGUGUUUACAAACAUUGCAAGGUCCCAACAAGCAUCAGAGUGCUGUGACCUGUUUACAGUUCAACAAGAACUUUGUAAUUACCAGCUCAGAUGAUGGAACUGUAAAACUAUGGGACUUGAAAACGGGUGAAUUUAUUCGAAACCUAGUCACAUUGGAGAGUGGGGGGAGUGGGGGAGUUGUGUGGAGGAUCAGAGCCUCAAACACAAAGCUGGUGUGUGCAGUUGGGAGUCGGAAUGGGACUGAAGAAACCAAGCUGCUGGUGCUGGACUUUGAUGUGGACAUGAAGUGAAGAGCAGAAAAGAUGAAUUUGUCCAAUUGUGUAGACUAUAUACUCCCUGCCCUUCCCCCUGCAAAAAGAAAAAAAGAAAAGAAAAAGAAAAAAAUCCCUUGUUCUCAGUGGUGCAGGAUGUUGGCUUGGGGCAACAGAUUGAAAAGACCUACAGACUAAGAAGGAAAAGAAGAAGAGAUGACAAACCAUAACUGACAAGAGAGGCGUCUGCUGUCUCAUCACAUAAAAGGCUUCACUUUUGACUGAGGGCAGCUUUGCAAAAUGAGACUUUCUAAAUCAAACCAGGUGCAAUUAUUUCUUUAUUUUCUUCUCCAGUGGUCAUUGGGCAGUGUUAAUGCUGAAACAUCAUUACAGAUUCUGCUAGCCUGUUCUUUUACCACUGACAACUAGACACCUAGAAAGGAACUGCAAUAACAUCAAAACAAGUACUGGCUGACUUUCUAAUUAGAGAGCAUCUGCAACAAAAAGUCAUUUUUCUGGAGUGGAAAAGCUUAAAAAGAUUACUGUGAAUUGUUUUUGUACAGUUAUCAUGAACAGCUUUUUUUUUUUUUUUUUUUUUUUGCCAACCAUUGCCAAUGUCAAUCAAUCACAGUAUUAGCCUCUGUUAAUCUAUUUACUGUUGCUUCCAUAUACAUUCUUCAAUGCAUAUGUUGCUCAAAGAUGGCAAGUUGUCCUGGGUUCUGUGAGUCCUGAGAUGGAUUUAAUUCUUGAUGCUGGUGCUAGAAGUAGGUCUUCAAAUAUGGGAUUGUUGUCCCACCCCUGUACUGUAUUCCCAGUGGCCAAACUUAUUUAUGCUGCUAAAUGAAAGAAAGAAAAAAGCAAAUUAUUUUUUUUUAUUUUUUUUCUGCUGUGACGUUUUAGUCCCAGACUGAAUUCCAAAUUUGCUCUAGUUUGGUUAUGGAAAAAAGACUUUUUGCCACUGAAACUUGAGCCAUCUGUGCCUCUAAGAGGCUGAGAAUGGAAGAGUUUCAGAUAAUAAAGAGUGAAGUUUGCCUGCAAGUAAAGAAUUGAGAGUGUGUGCAAAGCUUAUUUUCUUUUAUCUGGGCAAAAAUUAAAACACAUUCCUUGGAACAGAGCUAUUACUUGCCUGUUCUGUGGAGAAACUUUUCUUUUUGAGGGCUGUGGUGAAUGGACGAACGUACAUCAUAAAACUGACAAAAUAUUUUAAAAAUAUAUAAAAUACAAAAUUAAAAUAAAGUUGCUGGUCAGUCUUAGUGUUUUACAGUAUUUGGGAAAACAACUGUUACAGUUUUAUUGCUCUGAGUAACUGACAAAGCAGAAACUAUUCAGUUUUUGUAGUAAAGGCGUCACAUGCAAACAAACAAAAUGAAUGAAAAAGUCAAAUGGUUUGCCUCAUUCUCCAAGAGCCACAACUCAAGCUGAACUGUGAAAGUGGUUUAACACUGUAUCCUAGGCGAUCUUUUUUUCCUCCUUCUGUUUAUUUUUUUUGUUUUAUUUAUAGUCUGAUUUAAAACAAUCAGAUUCAAGUUGGUUAAUUUUAGUUAUGUAACAACCUGACAUGAUGGAGGAAAACAACCUUUAAAGGGAUUGUGUCUAUGGUUUGAUUCACUUAGAAAUUUUAUUUUCUUAUAACUUAAGUGCAAUAAAAUGUGUUUUUUCAUGUUA
Symphalangus syndactylus (siamang) is the source of this 4995-nucleotide messenger RNA. RefSeq names its product F-box and WD repeat domain containing 7 (gene FBXW7). Gene Ontology annotation, biological process: ubiquitin recycling; proteasome-mediated ubiquitin-dependent protein catabolic process. Gene Ontology annotation, cellular component: nucleus; cytoplasm. NCBI's taxonomy places the organism in Eukaryota, Metazoa, Chordata, Mammalia, Primates, Hylobatidae. The record is from RefSeq and is a predicted model, not a curated record. Gene Ontology annotation, molecular function: ubiquitin binding.